Molecule: messenger RNA, 1120 nt
Organism: Staurois parvus
Lineage: Eukaryota; Metazoa; Chordata; Amphibia; Anura; Ranidae
Source: the annotation of a GenBank genome assembly
GGAGCUUGAACUUGAGGGACGUUCUGGUACAGAAGAGCAGGAAUUUGAUGAGCUUGUAUCAUUUAUUCAACAAAGAAUGAGCCAAGCUGAGCCUAUUAAUUUAGUCAAAGAUAUUGAGGAUCAAACUGUGGAAAGAAAGAAAGUAGCCUUGUUUGAGUGUGAAAUCAAGAUCAAUUACCCUGAAAUCAAACUCUCUUGGUACAAAGGAACAGUAAAACUGGACACAAAUGACAAAUAUGAAAUUAGUGUCGAAGGAGAUCGUCAUUAUCUCAGAAUUAAGAACUGUCAGUUGGAGGAUCAAGGAAAUUAUCGUAUAGUAUGUGGACCACACAUAGCCAGUGCCAAAUUAACUGUGAUUGAACCUAUAGUUAUAAAGCCUCUCCAGGAUCGUUCCAUCAAGGAGGGACACAGUAACACUCUAAUUUGUGAGUUCUCAGUUCCAAAUGUGAAGUCUCAGUGGUACAGAAAUGGAAAAGUUAUUGAACCUCGAGGAAGAUAUCGAACAGAGGUCAAUGAGAAUAUUCACAAGCUUACUAUCCAAGAUGUAAGAACAGAGGACCAAGGGCAGUAUACCUGCAGAUUUGAAAACUUGGAAACUACUGCAGAUCUUGUUAUUGAAGCUGAAGCUAUUCAGUUUACCAAAACAAUUCAGAACAUUGUUGUUAGUGAGCAUGAAUCUGCCACCUUUGAGUGCGAAGUAUCUUUCGAUGAUGCUGUGGUUACGUGGUACAAAGGAACCAUGGAGUUACAAGAGAGUCAAAAGUACAGUUUCAGAAGUGAGGGCCGUUGGCAUUACAUGACCAUCCAUAAUGUAACAGCAGAGGAUGAAGGAGUCUAUUCAGUGAUUGCCAGCCUUGAGCCAAGAGGUGAAGCAACAAGCACAGCUGAACUGUAUCUGACUACCAAAGAGAUGAAGUUGGAGCUCCGACCACCAGAUGUUCCAGAUACCAGGAUACCAUAUAUACCUGCUGCAGUUGAAGAAGAAUUCAUAACAGAAGUGCCCAAGCCAGGUGUGAAAGUUCCCAGAGACGUAACAGAUGUUGGAGAGGGGGUUCCACCAGCUAAAAUUGCUCUAGUGGGCAAGAAACAAAAAGUCCCAGCUCCACCAGUUCCUACUGUU